Molecule: messenger RNA, 2589 nt
Organism: Cloeon dipterum
Lineage: Eukaryota; Metazoa; Arthropoda; Insecta; Ephemeroptera; Baetidae
Product: protein artemis-like
Exons: 8
Coding region: 152-1264 (370 amino acids)
Biological process (GO): telomere maintenance; interstrand cross-link repair; double-strand break repair via nonhomologous end joining
Molecular function (GO): damaged DNA binding; 5'-3' DNA exonuclease activity
Source: RefSeq, a predicted model, not a curated record
CUUUCGAGCAGCGGCCACGGCAAGAAGGCCAAGAAGCGAGUGCAUCGGUUGGAAUAGAAAAAUAGAAAACUCCUGUCAACUAUUUUGUGUCAUAAUCUUUAAAGGAAGAAGACUUGCAGCAAUUCGUUAAAUUCCGGUCACACGAUUUUAUAUGGUCCUCAUCCACAAUCCAGUCAUUGCUGCUUUGAAACUUGCGAAAAUGCGCUUCAGCGGCUUCAUCGAAGAGAUUCCAGGAUUAUCAGUCGACUCGUUCCGGAGUAAGAACUUCAAGAAGUCAACAACGUUUUUCCUCACCCAUUGCCACACAGAUCAUACGAAGAACCUGAUCAAAGGGUUUUUGAAUCAUAUCGAUGACGAUGAACAUGAUCUGCGCCUUUACUGCAGCAGCGAAAGCGCUACAAUCCUGAAAAAUAUGUAUCCAGCGUAUACAGACAUGCUUGAUGAUAUUAUUUGGACGUUGCCUUUCAACAAAAAUCGCUUUAUUUCAAUCAACGGCAUGAGCGUCGGCGUCACUGCCAUCCGAGCAAACCACUGCGUCGGUUCUUGCAUGUUCCUCUUCAGGACCAACGAAUCUACUGUUCUCUACACAGGAGAUUUCCGUUUCCACCGGUUCGAAUUAGAGGAGAUAAAAGCUCUGCACUGCGAUGGCUGGCCAAUUGAACUGGACAACGUUUACUUGGACACCACCUUCUUGAAGCAAAAAACUUAUAGAUUUCCCACAAGAAAGAGGUCUAUCUACUUGCUCUUGAAUGAAAUCGACGAUUUCCUUAAAUCCACUGCAGGAGAAGGAAUUGUGCACAUCAGCAGGCCAGGACACAUUGGUUCCGAGAUCAUUAUCCAAUCGUUGGCCAGGAAAUACAACUGCCUGAUCCACGUUGAGGACAAGUGUUACAAUCUGUACCGAGGUGUUGAGCCGGUUUUCUCUUGCGUGACAAACAAUCCAAAUAAAACAUUCAUCCAUAUGUGCAAACCGGGAAAACCUGGCACCAAUGACGACAUUUGCGACAGCCCUGACGCUUUGGAAAUUUGUCUGGAGGCCCAGUGGUAUGCCAAUCAGAAAAAUACAAGUUUUGUGCAGUGGGAAGAUGACGACAUGGGAGUUAAAAUUGCGCACUCUAUGCACUCGUCGAGGAAGGAGCUGGAAGCCUUCAUAGACUACUUCAAACCGACUAAAGCUGUGGCUCUAUCUAUUCCUAAAAGAUACAGUCGGGAAAAGAUUCAGAGGCACCUGGAUACCUUGGUAUCUGAGGCAUGCGACAACUAACCGGAAAGAAAUAGGAUAGCCCGCGUAUUCAUGAAGAUUAUUGAAAAGUUUAACUAUUUUUCAGCCUAAUAUCCUUAGGGUAUUUUGAAGGAUAUAUCUAAUUUCAUGGUGGUUGACUUUGUUAUGGAAAUACGGAUGAAAGUAUUUGUCAAGGCGAGCAUUUUUAAGUUUAAAGGCCAAAAAUUAGGGAAAUUUGGUAGUUUUUUUCUAUAGCAAGUAUGUCAUUUGAGAAAUUUAGCUUUAGUUUUCACUACAAUGUGCAAGAAUAAAAACGGUGUGCGAAUUUUGAGUAAAAGUUUCUUAAACUGUAGAAACGUAAUUUUACAGCAAGGGGCUUGACUUUUAAGCCAAUUUUCUCUAAAACUUAAACGACAACCAGGAAAAUUUAUAGCUUUUUCCUCUUUUUUAGAAAAUAUUUUAAUUAAAUGCAAGAAAAGGAUUUUUCUGUAAAGCUUUACUUUAAAAUUUUCUAGAUUCAUUGAUUCUAGUUCAUGAAUUUUAAAUAAACAUAACAUUUAGUUUUAAAAUUAUGAAUAGUUAUUUUAGCUUUUAUCUUAAAAUAUUUCAAUAUUUAGCUAAAAUGAACGCAAGUUUAAAACAAAUUUCCAAUAGAAAUGUAGUGGUUGCGGAGCCGAGCUCCCACUCCUUUUUCAUUUUUAGUCUAGGGUAUUGUUAUUCAUGAUUGUUAGAAAUUCGUUAAUGCAACAGUGAGAGAGAUUUUUAAUUUAAAUUAGUUUUCGCCGGACACGAGCCAACAAGUCGCAUUUUAAGAGUUCCGAGCGUUUAAUUGUGAAGGACCCGGCUCAAUCGGGUAAAUUCUUUUCUAAUUUUAAAUUGUUCUUCAAGACGAAUCUCUUAAAAUUGUCAAUUCUAAAGUCGUUUAUCAAUUUUGUUUAAAGGUCCUUGUAUUCUGUUAGACUAAGUCGCCAAGUGACUGACGUUUAUAAAGAGAAGAAUUCGUUGAAAAUCCCGCAAGGUUUAAUUUCCACCUACUACCCCCCAAAGAAAUAACGUUUCCAAUAACGAAAUAACGCCUUCCAUAAAUUUAAGAUUUUUCGUGCUUUACUACUAAGAAGUAAUGUCGUUUGUAAUUUUAUUUUAUGUAAAUCAUCCGUAGUUCUUACAAAUGUUCCACCCCAGCAGAGAAGGCCAUUGCCGUUGGUGCCUGUUGCUUCGUCAUCCUUUGGUUUCCAGCCUCUCUUUUGGCCACCGCAGAUGUAACAAAUUUUAAGUUUCUUCACCUUUGGAUUCUGUAUCUAAAAGUGUGUAUGAAAGGCGUGAGACAACAGCCAUGUAUUAACUAAUUCGUAUGAAAUGUGGACAUA